Molecule: messenger RNA, 678 nt
Organism: Chironomus riparius
Lineage: Eukaryota; Metazoa; Arthropoda; Insecta; Diptera; Chironomidae
Source: the annotation of a GenBank genome assembly
AUGGAAGCUUUGCCUACACCUGAGGAAUUAAUGAAGUCUAACUUUCGUAACGUAAUUACGCUGUUGGAAGUGCUACAUAAACGAGUAAUUGAGCAGGAAAUCAUGUUGAAUGACAUUAAAAUCUUCCUUGCUAAUCGUAAUCAAAAGCCUGAGGAACAAAAUUCGUUUAAUCCACUUGAUUUUUUGAUACAAUCAGACAAUGAAGAUUCUCGUCCGGAUGUUAGUGAUGAAUCGUCAUCAACAACUGUUAAUAGAGAUGAUAUUGCUGAUAAUUCAAUGGAAAUCGCAUGCUUUGAUUGUAUGCAAGUUUUCAAACGAGGAACAGGAACAUUUACGCGCCAUUUACAUACAACACCAUGCAAGCCAUACAAAUGUGAUAUAUGUGCAAAAUUGUUUAAGAAAAAGUCAAAUAUGAUGACACACAAGCUGACACAUUCUGAGGAAAUCUUAUCAUGUGAUUUAUGCUCUGCCACGUUCAAGUGCCGCAAAUAUUUGAACAAUCAUCGUAUUCGUAAGCAUAAAAUUUUCAAGAACGAGAAUGUAGCUGAAAAUCAUGGAAUUAAGGAAGAAGCUGUAGAAAAUGAUGGCAAUUAUGAAGAGGAACCGCCACAAAAGAAAAUUAGGUACGAGAUUAACUCGGUGGAUUUUGACAAUUUCUUGUCGAAACAUUUGCAAUAA